AUGGCAAAAUCAAAUAGGAAGAAACGUCCACCACCUUGUACACCUUCUCCUAAACCUUCAAUUACAAAACCCAAGUUGGCCAGUGCCAGCACCGGACGAAUCGACUAUAGCCUACUUUCACAUCCUGACCAAGCUAUAGAAGUGAGAAAUGAAGAUCAAGAAGACUCUCCUGCUAGGAAUACGAGAUCGAAAGUCACUCUAUCCCAAUUUUCCUCAGGGUCCGACGUAGUGUUCUUAUCUACCUCCAAGAAGAAAGGUUCACCGGCACCUAAGAAGACUCAUCCGACCUCUUAUGCCAAGGCAGUCAACCCAAUUGCUUCUUCUUCUUCUUCCUCCUCCAAGGGCAAAUCUCGUCAACAAAUACCUCCCUCAUCAUCCACAUCUAACACCAUCGACUCACAUCACGUUAUCGCACAAAAGGGAACCUCUUCGUUCACCCUCACUACCCCACAAGCAUCGCAUAGCCACCAAGAGAUCGAAGCUGAAUGUAUCAUUUGCUCCGAGGAGAUUUCCGAGAUCCUGGCCAAAGCGGAGAAAGAAGGUAAAGGGGGGAUUGGAGGUGGUUUGGGAUUGUGGAGUUGUGAAUUAGCAGGAUGUGGUGCUUUAUUCUGCAUCGAAUGUGCAAUCGCAUGCAUCGAUCGAUCAUCUUCCAAAACACCAUUGGCAAAACCGAUUUGUCCGGCAUGUACGAGGGAGUGGAAUGUCGAAGAAAUUAGAGAUCAAGCUAAAGCUUACGAUUCUUCGGAAUACCCUGCUUCUGCUCCUGGACAACAGCAAUCACAGGGGAGUGCGGAUACUCAACUCGCUGUACAUAAUGCGAGUACCAACUCCAAUCCGUAUAAUGUGAAUGAGGAUCGAAGACGUUUACACUUAGAACGAAAUCCAAUUGGUACCCCGAACUCAGCUCGUCCAACGUUCACAUGGAACAUACCAACCAUCGGCAAUCAUCCGAUCAAUCACCCUUCGCAAGCCCAAUUGAUUCCUUUUGUGCCUGCAGAUUACAACCUUGCGCCGAUAUUGCCCACCAAAGGCCCCGCAGUUCCUCCUACUUCAGUCGAUGGCUUCGUACAGGUCGGGAAUGGGAGAAUGCCAAAUGCAGCUACACCAUCGAGAGAGGCUAUUAGAGGGAACGGGAAAGGUUGGGUAAGAGGUGACAGCUCUCGGAAUGCGGCUGGUAGUAACAAUCGAUACGUUCAAUAA
Molecule: messenger RNA, 1200 nt
Organism: Kwoniella botswanensis
Lineage: Eukaryota; Fungi; Basidiomycota; Tremellomycetes; Tremellales; Cryptococcaceae
Exons: 2
Coding region: 1-1200 (399 amino acids)
Source: RefSeq, a predicted model, not a curated record